Molecule: messenger RNA, 853 nt
Organism: Tripterygium wilfordii
Lineage: Eukaryota; Viridiplantae; Streptophyta; Magnoliopsida; Celastrales; Celastraceae
Product: probable calcium-binding protein CML13
Exons: 1
Coding region: 95-538 (147 amino acids)
Cellular component (GO): myosin II complex
Molecular function (GO): calcium ion binding
Source: RefSeq, a predicted model, not a curated record
GCAGCACUGCAAUUUCCCAUAAACAACAGCGUUCUAGAGAGGGGAGCAUUUGCAGAGAGAGCGGUUACAAUCCGAACCAGGAACGAAACUGAAAAUGGGCAAGGAUCUAAGCGACGACCAGGUCUCUUCGAUGAAGGAGGCGUUUACGCUAUUUGACACCGACGGAGAUGGCAAGAUCGCCCCGUCUGAGCUGGGGAUACUCAUGCGUUCUCUCGGUGGUAACCCGACGCAGGCCCAGCUCAAGUCCAUAAUCGCCGAGGAGAAACUUACCGCGCCCUUCGACUUCCCUCGCUUUCUGGACCUCAUGGCCAAGCACAUGAAGCCCGAGCCCUUCGAUCGACAGCUCCGCGACGCGUUCAAGGUCCUCGACAAGGAUAAUACGGGUUUCGUCACCGUCUCGGAUCUGCGCCACAUCUUGACCAACAUUGGGGAGAAGCUGGAGCCAUCUGAGUUCGAUGAGUGGAUCCGGGAGGUGGAUGUCGGGUCGGACGGGAGGAUCCGUUACGAAGAUUUCAUUGCCAGGAUGGUGGCUAAGUAAGAUCGUGAAGAAUUUGGGUCUGUUCUUUUUCUUAUCGUGAUUUUGUUUUGAAGUUAGUCGGGUAAGGUUCUUUUGUUCUGGCUUAUUGAUCUUGAAUUGCGCAUUGUGUUUUGGGGUUUGUCGUGAUGCAUGAUGGUGGUUUCGAAAUGUUGAAUUAAUGCUAACAAUUUUCUUCUCAAAAUUGGUAUGUGUAAUUAUGAAGGUGUGAUCUUGUGAAAUGUAGACUUCUGUGGCUUAAUUUGUAACUGAUGAUCUUUGGCUUGUAGAAAAGAAAUUGUUUGUUUAUGGGAAUCCCUAGAUAUCUUUUCUCCCCAA